Messenger RNA from Lizanozyma spartinae, 3795 nucleotides. Its product is annotated as nucleocytoplasmic transporter. The record is from RefSeq and is a predicted model, not a curated record. Lineage: Eukaryota; Fungi; Ascomycota; Pichiomycetes; Serinales; Debaryomycetaceae. Gene Ontology annotation, molecular function: structural constituent of nuclear pore. Bases 1 to 3795 code for a protein of 1264 amino acids. The transcript has a single exon. Gene Ontology annotation, biological process: protein import into nucleus; post-transcriptional tethering of RNA polymerase II gene DNA at nuclear periphery; RNA export from nucleus. Gene Ontology annotation, cellular component: nuclear pore cytoplasmic filaments; nuclear pore.
AUGAGUUCAUGGGGUGCUGCAGGUGGGUUUGGCGCCACUCAAGGAUCAAACCUCUUUGGCAAUUCUGCCACAUCGAAUGCCGGCCAACCAGGAGGCUUGUUUGGCUCAGCUACAACAGGAGCAACAUCAGCGAACCCAGCAACUGGGCUCUUUGGUAAUAGCAGUACAAAACAGACUACUCAACUGCUGUUGUUUGGUGGAGGUGGUGGAUUAUUUAACACACCAGGUACUAGUGGUAUUGGUACCGGCACUGGCACUAGUGCGGCUGCAACUUCGGGGUCAUUUGGAGUCAACACCUCUAAACCGGGAUUGUUUUCGAAUACGGGACUAGGUGGCGGAAAUGUUGGUGGUGGUGUCAAUAACACAAAUGCCAACCUUACAUCCACUACAAAUGCCAAUCCUUACCAGCAGUCGUUGGUCAAUGUACAGAAUGAACAACCUUUGACGUCAAUGCCUCCUUCUAUUACUGGUCAAUUGUUCCAUAAGGAGACUCCAAAUGAAAAUAGAGGGUACUCAUAUUUGCAAGUUUCCAAGCAACAGGAAUCCAAGAAAUCAGGUUUAUUGAGUAGAUUGGCUCAAGCUUUCAAACACAUUCGAAACCCCGGAACCACUACCAUAAGAGGCUUAUUCACUCAAAAUAACAUCUCGGUAUUGCAAAAGAAAGAACUUCCUUCAAACAGUAGUGGUGUUUCUAGAUUUGUUCCUAGCAAAGUUACUAAACAACAAACUAAAUCAAAGUUGACGUCACUUGAGGGUAAGGACUUAAGUAACAUCAAAAGGCUUAUAAUAAAGUCCGAGCCUUUGAAAUAUCAUCAAAUCGAUGCCAAUGAAGUAUUUUCAAAGAGAAGAGCUAACAUAUCUAUAAAGCCAGUUACUACUAAUGGCGAUGCUACAGAUGAUGAUGAUGAAUUGGAUGAGGCUGCUGAUACUGCAUAUCCUAGUGGUUCUAAGGUUCUGUAUACGGUUAGCAAAGACCGUGUUGAAGAUGAAUCCAAAAUCAGAGUCAUUCUGAAACAAUCCCAACCUGAUCAGAAACAGAUACCCAAUAGUGACAAGCCGGAGUUAAACAACGGAUAUUGGACAUUACCUUCAAUCAGUCAGCUUAUAGAAUUAACGGAAGAAGAGCUUCUGAACAUUAAGAAUUUCAUCAUUGGAAGAAAAGGCUUUGGUCAAGUUGCCUAUGAUCAUCCUGUAGACUUAUCAGGGUUUAUGGAAAUUGCCAGAGAAGAGGGUAUUCCAUUAGAAAAGGUUUUAUUCGAAAGAAUCUUUGUUUUUGAUAAGAAAGUCGUUCUUGUCUAUCCUGAUGAAGAUAAUGAUGAUAAACCAGCUGUGGGCAAUGGUGUCAAUAUUCCAGCCACAAUUACUAUUGAGAAUGUCACUCCAAAAGACCACCAACCGUUAUCUGAAUUUGUUGAUAAGUUAAAGAAUAUGGUUGGAACAGAAUUUGUUACUUAUGAUCCUCUAGCUAAAAGAUGGAUAUUUAAAGUCUUACACUUUAGUGUAUGGGGUCUUAUUGACGAAGAUGAGUUGAAUCCUCAAAUGUAUGAAAAGUUGAUCAGCAUAAAAAGAAAGCAGGAUAAUACAGAAGAUCAAUCAUUCAUACAAUACCAAAAUGCAUACCAAGCUGAAAUAAUUGAGCAAGAAUUGAAAAAGCAACGGUUGAAUCGUGAUACCCAUGGCCUUCCAGGUGCAUGGGGUUAUAAUGCAACACAAGACACUCCUUUGAAUGUACAAAGAAAUGAAGAAAUUUUUGAAGAGAUUAGGAAUGAAAUUGAAACUUAUAGGGAAAACCAAGUUACCCAAGACCUUUCAAAAGUUGAUUUUGAGGAUAAAGAUAAAGAUAAAGUGGUACCGGAAUAUUCGUCUUCAAGCUCGACAGCGGAAGUUGAAGAAGAAGAAGAAGAGCUUAGUUCUUCUGAUCCUGCUUUGAAAGUUGCUUAUUUUCGAGACUUCUUUAACAACCUACCUCCGGGAACAGAUUUGAAUGAAAUUGUUCAAGAGCGAGUUUAUGAACCAGAUAUUACUAACGAUGAAGCCUUUGAUAUCAUUCAACGCAAACCUGAUAUCCCCACUGCUGAUGAUUGGCUACUACAACUUGAAUUGACCAAUAAUAUCGACUCUCCUUUGAAUCCACAAUUAUUAGAUGUUUUAGCAACCAAACCUUCUCAAGCUUUCAAUUUAGCCAAUGUUGAUGAUAUUCUUUUCGGGGACUUUAAUAAGGCUGCAGUUCUGUAUUCCACACCAAUACCUGAAGGAGGACCUGGGAAAGUUAUGGAUGCUAUUGAGCUGACCCCAAUUCAACUAACCAUGGAACCUAAACUAGUGGAUGUAUUUUUAUCCAAGAUUACUAUUAAAGCUCAAGACAACAAGUAUCCUCAGAUUGCUUCUUAUAAAGAGCUAAAUUUUGCUGAUUUCCAACAAUGCCUUGAAUGUAAACUGAACGAAACAGCUCUUCUUUUAAAGUUGGCUUCUGUGUUAUUUGAUGUUAAGAUUGGGUCUGAAUUCGAAAUCAUUAAGUAUCAAAGAGAAGCAUUUGUAUCGUGGUUGGCUGAGUACAACAAGCCUCUUUUAGCUCAAGCUAUAAAGGACCAUUCUAAGGACAAAUUACAGAUUGUACUUGACUAUCUUUAUUAUGGAGAUCUUAAGCUGGCUGUGGAGGCUGCUUGGGAGACAAGCAAUGCAUAUUUAUCACCUGUUUUGGUACUUUUGGACUCCAAUGAUCAAGCUGCUAUAGCUAUUGCUCAAAACCAACUUGAAAGCUGGAGGAAUAAUAAUGAAUUGGAGAAUAUACCGGCACCAGUUGUCAAAGUUUAUCAAAUCUUAGCACGUGAGAUCCAAUUACUCUCCAAGGAGUUGCCCUGGAAUAUGGUCUUUUCAUUGAAGCUUUUGUAUGAUGAUCCUACUAAAACUCUCAAUGAACUUAUCCAAGUCACUCUUAAAGAACAAACAUAUCUUGAUUCUGCGGUGAUUGCAUUGCUACAGUUAUACAAUAUAUGGUGUUCCAAGAAUCUGGAAGAAGCAUUACUCUUUGUUAAAGAGUGUUCACAACUUUCCAUAAGUUUGAAAUGGGUCAUUCAAGAGGUGUUAUUGGCUGGUAAAACUGAUGACAUUGGUGUUGAAUUUGGAAACUAUUUAUUGGACCAUGGGUUAUGGUUCCAAUCAUUAGUGGCAUUUCUUUGUCUGAAUGAUGGUGAACUCUCAACCAAGAAUGUUAGAAAAGUCGUCCUACUGAAUAUUCAAAGGAUUGAUGAGCAAACUCAAAUAGAACUAACUGAAAAGUUGCACAUUCCAAAGGAAUUAAUAGCAGAAGCAAGAGCACUUGAAUAUGAGAAGUCACGUGACUAUUGGGUAUCAACGGAAGCAUUUAUGAAUGCUAAACUUUGGAGUGAAGCUCAUAGAAUCAUAGCUUCAAAAUUGGGACCAGAAGUUGUUAUUUCUAAUAAUGAAACCUCCAGAAGAGCUUUAAUUGAUCUCAUGAAUAAAUUCCCUUCUAAUGGUUCCAUUAUUCCUACUUGGAAUGUUGGUGCUGGAAUUUAUGAAAGCUAUUGUGAAUUAAUAGCCAAUAAUGAAGAUCUGGAGUCCCUAACAUCACUUUUGAAGAACAUUCCAUAUGUUGCAACUGAUGAAGAAGGAAAGGAAUUUAAUGAAAAGGUUGCUCUUAAAUUGGUAUCUAAAUUUGUGGGAGACAUUGCUAUUGCUCAUUCAAAUGAUCUUGAACAACUUAAAAAUCUGUUGAAUAAAUUGUAUCUUGGAGAGCCAGAGAAGCAAUAUUUUAACCAUAGAAUAACUGUAUAG